CUUCCCUUCGUCAUAAUUCUCAAUUUCCGUCCGUUCCGGCAGAAACCACUACCUUCCAUCGCAACUAUCAGUCGCUCGCUUCUUGCCGAAUCGUCGCUCGUUUCGAUCCAGCACUUGCUUUCUUUCGAUGCAUUCAGUCUGACCUCGCCCGCUACUAAACUAGACCCUUGGACUGAGCACUUCCAUCCGGGGCCGCUCUCCAGAGAUUUUCUCGGGUUCUUCCCUGGGCCCGCGCAGCUCCACAGAAAAAGCCGGGAAGCUGACGACCAUCGCCGUAACGAUUAACGAUAGCAGCCAAACCCGCCGAUGAUACACCGUAGCUGAGCCCCAGUAAUGAACUGAUCGUCCCGCCAAUCCACCGAAGUCGAUGACCGUGACAUCUACACGUACUGCGUAGAGACAUUCAACACAUGCGCUGGCGCAAUCUAAUCACCACCGUUUCCAUAUCCCGACAAGCGACGCCAUGAAUGCCAGGCCCAUUGGAGAAGCACCAUCAUGAGGAGCUUAACCAGGAGCACGGCCGAGGAGGGAGGCGCCAGUGUCGACAGUGCUUCGUUGGAAAAGGGCAUCAACACCUUCAGUAAAGCCGGCAUUCUAGCCCCUUUGCGGAAAACUGGCACCUCGGCAACAACAGUCACCAGGACCAUCAAGGCCUCGACACAACAGCUAUAUCGGAAAUACGUCCUCGAGCUCAUAUUCCAAGAAAAGGAACUGCCACCUUCAAAGGACGGCCGACAUGUCCCAUUACGACCCCAUCAUGACAAACCCCUGAUCGACGAACGGCGAGGGAGCGCAUAUAUACCAAACACGAUUCGGACAUCCCGCUACACCGUUUACGAUUUCCUUCCGAAGCAGCUAUUUUUCCAGUUCUCGCGCCUAGCCAAUUUCUACUUCCUCUGCGUCGGUGUCCCCCAAACCAUCCCAGGCGUCAGUACCACCGGAAACUUCACCACCAUCAUUCCCCUAUUGUUCUUCAUUUUUCUUACCGUCGUCAAGGAGGGAUACGAUGACUGGAAACGCCAUCGACUCGAUAAGGUGGAAAAUGCAAGAAGCGCGACCGUCCUCCGACCAACAGGCCAUGUUGACAGCCGACAGGACUGGCGGACUGGGUUUGGGUUACGAAAAGCAAAAGAGAAGGAUACAUUGGCGGUGGAAGAGGUCAUCCCAGACUCUGAAUAUCAAUGGCACGCCACCCAAUGGAAGGAUUUGAAAGUCGGCGAUGUCAUCAAGCUCUCCCGCGACGAGGAUGUUCCCGCAGAUAUCGUGCUGCUGUACGCCGACGGCGAAAAUGGUAUGGCCUACAUCGAAACAAUGGCCCUAGACGGAGAGACGAAUCUCAAGAACAAGCAAGUGUCCAAGGCUCUGCAGCGUUGCAACACCAUACAAGGCAUUGCCAACUGCCAGGCCGAGUUAGUGGUGGAGGAUCCCAAUCCGGAUCUCUAUCGGUUUGACGGAAGAGUAACCGUCGAUGGCGAAACGUUACCCUUGACAUUGAAUGAAGUGGUGUACAGGGGCUGCACGCUACGCAACACAAGAUGUGCCAUCGGGUUGGUCAUCAACACGGGAGAAGAGUGCAAACUCCGACGAAACGCCAACCGACACCCCAAGGCAAAGAAGCCGGCCAUGGAAAAGAUCUCCAACAAGAUUGUAAUCAGCCUUGUUGUAGUGGUUAUCGCUCUCUCCGUCGGUUGCUCAAUGGGCUAUUUGAUCUGGAGAGAUGCCUAUGAGCACAAAGCAUGGUAUUUGAAGCAUCUGGGAGUGGAGUUCGAGGAUAUCAUUAUUGGCUUUUUUAUUCAGUUUAACAACAUCAUCCCGUUAGCACUAUACGUUAGCUUGGAGAUUGUCAAACUCGGACAGAUGUGGAUGCUCAAUUCCGACCUGGAGAUGUAUGACAAGGUGUCCGAUACGCCGGCCAAGUGCAACACCAACACCAUUCUCGAGAAUCUGGGGCAGAUCGGUUACGUCUUUUCGGAUAAGACUGGGACUUUGACUGAGAAUGUCAUGAAGUUCCGAAAGAUGAGCAUUGCCGGAACGACUUGGUUGCACGAGAUGGACAUUCUGAAGGAGCAGGAAGAACAGGGCCUCACUCAGACGAAAACGAAGGAGAAAGAGACCAAAAUUAUGAUGGAACCGACCCCUGAAUACGACAACGCGUUAACAAAGACAACGACCGUUGUGUCAGUCCGUUCACCGAACCCGCGCCGGUCAUCCUCACAAUGGCGGUCGACUGGUCAACCUGACCAUGUCCAACCAGAGGUCACGACUGAGGACCUACUUGAGUACAUAAGGUUGCGCCCAAAUGCUCCUUUCUCGAGGAGGGCAGUUCAGUACAUUCUUGCUAUCGCCCUUUGCCAUACCUGCUUGCCAGAAAUAAGAGACGGGGAGAUUGAGUUCCAGGCCGCUUCGCCUGAUGAGCUUGCUCUUGUCAAAGCUGCUCAAGAGCUUGGGUUUCUUGUAGUUCAACGGUCGUCCCAGACAGUCACGCUCCGUAUAUCGCGCGGUGACGGCAGAGAGGUGGAGCGCACCUACCAAAUCCUCGAUGUCAUUGAGUUCAGCAGCAAGCGAAAGCGCAUGUCCAUUAUUGUGCGGUGUCCUGAUGAAAGGAUAUGGUUGAUCACCAAAGGCGCCGACUCUGUCAUCCUUCCACGGCUCAGAAUGGCACAGCUGGCAAUUCAAAAGGCCAACGAGGUGCGCAAGAGCUUGGAGGUUGAGCAUGAAAUGCAACGCAGAAGUGAGGCUCGAGAACCACGCAACAGUUUUGGCGGUCGGCCAAGUCUUACAAUCCGCCGCAGCAUCAAUCUCGCAAGACAGAACAGCAUUGCUGGACCUAGCAAGCGGCCGAUCACCAAUCGCAGUAAGUCGUUUGAGGUGGGUAGAAUGUCGUUAUCCGCACCAGAAGAUCGCCUCAGGCCCCAUAUUACUGUCCGCACAGCAUCCCAUGAUGUGCCUUAUGAAGAUGCUGUACUGGCCUCAGUGCCAGACAGGUUCGCAUUCCUUGACGAUCCUUCUGUGUGCGACGAAGGUGCUAUCUUCACUCGGUGCUUCAAACACAUUGAUGAUUUCGCAACCGAGGGACUUCGCACGCUUCUUUUCGCCGGUCGGUUCUUGUCCGAGUCUGAGUACAAGACAUGGAAGAAGCUAUACCAUGAUGCAGAAACGAGUCUAGUGGAUCGUCAAGAACGCAUCGAAGCGGCCGGUGAAGUAGUUGAGCAGACGCUAGAUCUCAUCGGUGCUACGGCUAUUGAAGACAAACUUCAGAAGGGUGUCCCAGAGACAAUCGAGCGUCUCCGACGAGCUAACAUCAAGAUUUGGAUGCUCACUGGCGACAAGCGCGAAACGGCCAUCAACAUCGCCCACUCGGCUCGACUUUGCCGUCCUACUUCCGAUAUUUACAUCCUCGACGCCGUCAAAGGAAACCUAGAAGGUCAAAUCAUGGACAUCGUCGACGAGAUGAACAUCCGGGCUGAAACCAUGCCUACUGCAAUUCCCAACCACACCGUGGUAGUAAUUGAUGGCCAUACCCUUGCCGCUCUUGAUGAGCCGGGAGCACACGGGAACGCCAAAGAACUCUUCUACAGCCUCAUCCCGACGAUUGACUCAGUGAUCUGCUGUCGCGCCUCCCCCGCCCAGAAAGCCUUGCUCGUCACCGCCAUCCGCAACCACUCGCAUCAACCGGUAUCCAUGACCACGACCACCAAAAAGAAGAGCUUUUUCUCCUACCUGGCCACACCCAAACGGACUCCACCCCUCACCCUUGCCAUAGGCGACGGUGCUAAUGACCUAGCCAUGCUCUCAGCCGCCCACGUCGGCGUAGGCAUCUCGGGCCGAGAAGGUCUACAAGCCGCUCGAGUAGCCGACUAUGCCGUUGCACAGUUCCGCUUCCUCUCCCGUCUCCUGUUGGUACACGGGAGAUUGAAUUACGCUCGCACCGCCAAGUUUAUCGUUGCCACGUUCUGGAAGGAGAUGUUCUUCUAUCUGCCUACCGAGCUGUACCAGCGCUACACCGGAUACACGGGCACCAGUCUCUACGAAUCAUGGAGUCUGACGGUGCUGAACGUGCUUUUCACCAGUUUGUGCGUGAUUGUCCCGGGAGUGUGGGAACAGGAUUUGAGCCCGGAGACUCUGAUGGCCGUGCCGGAGCUGUAUGUUUGGGGCCAGAGGGACGGCGGAUUGAAUCUGCGGAAAUAUCUGGGUUGGAUGGUGGCGGCUGUUGCGCAGGGUGUGGUGGUCUGGUGGGUGUGUUGGGGACUCUACGGUGGGAUUGCGGUGAAGGAUAAUGGGUUGUUUGCUGUGGGCAAUUUGGUCUUUACGGUGGCCAUUGUCUGGAUUAACUUGAAGUUGCUGUACGUUCUUUCCCCUCCCUCCUUUCACACUUUUCUUUGAAACGCGAGACUAAUCCGUUAACCAACAACAGCAUAAUCGACACCCACCACAAGA
Neurospora tetraspora is the source of this 4437-nucleotide messenger RNA. RefSeq lists its product as uncharacterized. Gene Ontology annotation, biological process: post-Golgi vesicle-mediated transport; phospholipid translocation; endocytic recycling. Gene Ontology annotation, cellular component: plasma membrane. Bases 496 to 4383 code for a protein of 1295 amino acids. The transcript has a single exon. Gene Ontology annotation, molecular function: ATPase-coupled intramembrane lipid carrier activity; ATP binding; ATP hydrolysis activity. NCBI's taxonomy places the organism in Eukaryota, Fungi, Ascomycota, Sordariomycetes, Sordariales, Sordariaceae. The record is from RefSeq and is a predicted model, not a curated record.